Messenger RNA from Didymodactylos carnosus, 759 nucleotides. The record is from the annotation of a GenBank genome assembly. NCBI's taxonomy places the organism in Eukaryota, Metazoa, Rotifera, Eurotatoria, Philodinida, Philodinidae.
AUGCUAUAUGAAAAAGAGCUUGACGAUGCUCCGUUAGUGAUUUUUGAAAAUGUGCAAAGUAUACCUAAAAUCGGUGUACCGGGAGUUAUUAUACCGCGUACCGCUGACACUCGUGCGCUACUGUGUGUCGAAAAUCCACAGCAAUGUCUGAUGAUUGCAGCAAGAUCCGGACUAGGACGAGUGCUUGUUUUUGCACACAAUGGAUAUGUUAGUACAUUUCAAUCACCGAUCGAUAGCAAGUUUCAACCAUUUGUUAAUAACUGCAUAAAAUGGUUAGUGCGAGAUGAAUAUGUGACAGACGAGCAAGUGGUAAGAAUUGAUGAUAUAGAAUCGAUGAAAAAUGUUCCAGGAAAUGUAAAAAUUCUUUUAUGGGAUGGUCAUUGCGAUAAAAGUGAAAUAUUUACAAAUGAUUUGAAAGAAUAUGUUCUGAACGGUGGAGCCAUGGUGUGCGGUAGCACUCCCUGGGGAUGGCUUCAACUUAACGAAGGAAAACCAUUGCAGGAUUUUCCGUUUCAAAAGUUUUGCAGUUCUCUUGGAAUUGAACUAACAGAUGGAUACAUUGAUAAUGACAGUCUGGAUCAACUACCGGUACGUCAUGACUUGUUAACAUAUAAGAAUAUGAAUGAAGUUAGAAAUCGUCUGACUGCUGAACCAAAUAAUGGCGAAUAUUUAGCUCUUAUUGAACAUAUGGAAAAAGUUGUACCAGAAUUUCAGUUAAAUAACCGGGUUUCUCGGAAUUAUUGGGAAGGUGAUUAUUAA